Molecule: messenger RNA, 4028 nt
Organism: Paralichthys olivaceus (Japanese flounder)
Lineage: Eukaryota; Metazoa; Chordata; Actinopteri; Pleuronectiformes; Paralichthyidae
Source: RefSeq, a predicted model, not a curated record
AACUAACGUCCAUCUCUCUUCCAGACCUGCACCUGAAGGUCUCCAUGGUAACCAGCAGACUGGGACAUAUCAAAGACAGAGUCCGUAACUCGAGCCUCCUGCUCCGUCAGCCAAUCAGAGAGCUGCAGAGCCUCUCUAACGGUUCAUCUGUGUCACUGCAGCAGGCUCAGCUUCAGACUGCAGCAGCACACUCUGGUCUGCAGGUGGCACUGCAGCAGCUGGAAAGACUCAAAGAUCAGCUGCAGGAUUCUUCUUCUGUGGUGGAAAAUACAGUUAAAACAGUGACAGAGACCAACCAGCUGGUGGCGCACACAGACACUGCAGCCAAUGAGGCGCAGCGUAAGCUUGAGGAGGCAGAGCAUCGUACGGAGCAUCUAAUGGAACGCAUUAAGCCACUGAGCAUUCUGGGAGAAACACUGAGCCGGAAUCUGUCCGACAUCAGAGAGCUGAUCGAUCAGGCUCGUCGACAGGCUGCAUCGAUAAAGGUGGCGGUGCAGGCGGACAGAGACUGUGUUCGAUCCUACAAACCUCAGACUGACUCCAGUAACUUCAACACCCUGAGUCUGAUCCUGAAGACGACGAGUAAAGACAACCUGCUCUUCUACCUGGGCAGCGUCACCACGGUGGACUACCUCGCUGUAGAGAUGCAUGAUGGGAAGGUUUCUCUGUUGUGGGAUUUGGGGUCAGGAACUAACACACUGGAGUUUCCUGGACUCGACAUUACCAACAACAAGUGGACAAGAAUCAAUGCUACACGGUUUGGGGCGCAGGUUUCUCUGUCUGUCCAUCAGCUGGAUUCGGAGGCGGCUCUGUUGCCCGCGGUAACAGGUCGGUCAGUGGGAUCGACGCGUGUUUUAGACAUCGACAGAAACACAGUGAUUCAUAUCGGAGGCCUGGGAGCUCACACUCAGAGCCCCGCAGCGCUGAGGUCAUCGACCUUUCAGGGCUGUUUCGGCGAAGCUUUGCUCAACGAGAGAAACAUCGGACUGUGGAACUACGACAGCAGAGAAGGAGCAUGUGGAGGCUGCUUCAGCAGUCCUCAGGCGGAGGAGACGUCCUUCCACUUUGAUGGAUCUGGAUUCUCAUUGGUCCAGAAAUCUCUGCGUGCGACGUCCACGUCAAUCGUGUUUCAGUUUAAAACACUGUCGCCAGGCGGAUUACUGCUCUACCUCGCUUCUAACAACACGAGAGACUUCCUGUCCAUUGAGCUGGUUGAGGGGCGUGUCCGUCUAACCUUUGAUCUUGGUUCAGGCGUUCUUAUCCUGGCGUCCAACAGGAAGUACAACAGGGGGGUGUGGUACAAGAUCACGCUGCAGAGGAACAAACGCAAAGGUUACCUGUCAAUCAUGGCUGCAGACCAAUCAUCAGAGAAGGAAGUAUUGGAGGCGGAGGCUCCGGGGAUAGCCUCUGACCUGAACCGCUCCGACCUCGACCCUAUCUACAUCGGAGGACUUCCUGCCUCCAGACCAAUUAGGCGACAGGUGGUCUCCAGGUCGUACGUCGGCUGCAUAAAGAACGUGGAGAUCGCUCGCUCCAACUUCGACCUGCUGAGAGACGCAUUUGGCGUCAGGAAGGGCUGCGUGCUCGAGGCGGUGCAGAGUGUGUCGGUUCUGUCCGGAGGCUUCGUUCAGAUCUCUCCUACAUCAUUUGGUCAAGAGGCGGAGCUUCUAUUCUCCUUCUCCUCCAACAACCAAUCAGGAGUCCUGCUGGCUGCUCUCAGUGAUGAUCGCUUGCCCCGACAGUACUUCCUGUGUGCCCACCUUGUCUUAGGCACCUUGGAGGCAGAGCUUGGUGAAGUGGGCGGGGUCACCCGGAAGGUGACAGUGAUGAAACCUGAUGGAUCAUUUGGUGACGGAGAAAAACACUCUGUGAUUAUCACCAUCAACAGGAAGUCUCUGUCUGUGCAAGUGGACGAAGAUCACCUGAAGUCAGUCCCUCUGUUGCCAGGCGGAUUUCCUCGUCUGUCUCCUGCCUCCUUCUUCAUUGGUGGGUUGCCCUCAGCCGAGGAGUCCCGUCUACCAAUCAGAUUACAAGAAUUAUCCAGGUCGUUCAGAGGCUGUAUCCAACACCUGGUGGUGGGCGGAGCACUUGUCGACCUAUCAGGAGCAGUGAGGUAUGAGGGGGUGGAGCUUGACAGCUGUGUCUUGGAGGAGAGGGUUGGGGCGGUGCUUCCUGAUGACCAGGAUAUAGAACCAACUCCAGACCCCACCCACAUAUAUGUAGCCACGCCUACAUAUCUGAGUGCCCUGACACCCGGAGCGCUCACGUGUGUGUCAGAGGCUGAGCCAAGUUUCCUGUCGUCAGCCACUCAGUUUGGUUUGUCCAGACACAGUCACAUGACCUUCGUCAUCAACCCCAACACCGUGAGGAAGAGCGUCUCUGUGAGGUUGUCAGUGCGGAGCCGGGCUGCCAGCGGUUUGAUCGUUCUGCUCUCGGAUUCCAAACACACAGACUUCAUCGUUGUCAGACUGAUGGGAGGGAGACUGAUGAUGUCAGCUGACCUGGGAAAAGGCCCCGCCUCCAUCACAUCGUCUGUUGCCAUUAACGACGGAGACUGGCACACUGUGAGUGCUGAGGUCAGCCGGCGCUCAGUGUCGGUGUCAGUCGAUGGUUUGAGUCCGGACUCUGUGACAGUUAAAGGAAACCAGCUGGACGUGGACAACACGCUGUACCUGGGAGGAUUACCACACACAUACACCAGCAGGAGGAUCAACGUCAGCAGCAGUUUACCAGGUUGCAUUCGCUCGGUCAGUCUGAACGGAGCCAUGUUGGAUCUGUCCAAACCAGCCUCACAGCAUGAUGUCACUUCCUGUUUCACUAAAGACCAGACAGGAAGUUACUUUAAUGGCAGCGGCUACGCCAUCCUCAUGCAUGAUGGGUAUAAAGUUGGUUCGGAUGUGUCAGUAUCUCUUGAGUUUCGAACGAGCCAAUCAGAAGGAGCAUUUCUGGGAAUCAGCAGUGCAAAGGUCGACGCCAUUGGACUGGAGAUGGUGAACGGACAGGUGGUGUUUAACGUAAAUAACGGGGCGGGACGAGUGUCCGUGCGUUCGAUUGGUCAGGUGUUGUGUGAUGGACAGUGGCACCGCCUGCUGGCCAGAAAAAACAAACACAGCCUGAGUCUGAAUGUAGAUGGGCGGAGUUACACAACCCCUAACCCCUACCCACAAUCCACCUCAGCAGAGACGAACAACCCCGUCUACGUGGGAGGGUAUCCAGUGGGAGUGAGACAGAACUGCCUGUCGAGCAGCUCCAGGUUCAGAGGAUGUCUCAGGAACCUGCAGCUCAUCAAGUCUCACCUGAGCAGCGCUCUCGACCUGAGCUCCGCCCACUUCCUGUUGGGUGUCACACCUAACUCGUGUCCUGUUGUUUAGUGAAGCGGUGCUUGGCUGUGAUUGGUUCAUAGUCUGAUCAUUGAUCUUUACAUUAAAACAGUUUUUAGAGGCUGAUUCUUUUUAUCUCUCUGUUUCUGUAACUUUGAAUCAAUAAAGUUUUUAUUAAAUUGUCCAAUUUUUAUUCCCAGUUUUCACACACUCAAACUUUAAACUAGUUUCUAUAAAACUGAAUUAUGAAAUAACUCGACGUGAUGAAGCAAAAGAUUGUUAGAUUGAUUAUAACGGAUUUUGAUUUUGUUUUAAUAAUUAACGUUAUAUGUUUAAAAAAAGACAACGUCUGUUUUUUUAUUUUCCUUAAAUUUUAUUUUUGUUUUGUGGAUGAAGAGUUUUUAUCAUAAAGUAAAACAUGAUGUUUAAUCUACAGUAGGGGGGGUCAAUGUGUGUGUGUGGGGGGGGGAGUGGUUAGUCUGUAACAUGACACAAAGGGGAGGGGUUAGUCUGUAACGUGACACCAGGGGGAGUGGUUAGUCUGUAACAUGACACAAAGGGGAGGGGUUAGUCUGUAACGUGACACCAGGGGGAGUGGUUAGUCUGUAACAUGACACCAGGGGGAGUGGUUAGUCUGUAACGUGACACCAGGGGGAGUGGUGAGUGUGAAAUACCAAUAAAUAACAUAAUAAAUAAACAUGACAGAAA